Saccharomyces paradoxus is the source of this 774-nucleotide messenger RNA. It is a transcript of the gene SLD7, whose product is annotated as Sld7p. The record is from RefSeq and is a predicted model, not a curated record. Bases 1 to 774 code for a protein of 257 amino acids. Lineage: Eukaryota; Fungi; Ascomycota; Saccharomycetes; Saccharomycetales; Saccharomycetaceae. Gene Ontology annotation, biological process: regulation of DNA-templated DNA replication initiation. The transcript has a single exon.
AUGUCACAGAAAUUAUGCACACUAAAGUUUACUCUUAGCGGAAAGCAGGGAAGUUUGGUUAUUAGGGAUGUUCAACUUUGGAGCAAUCGACCUAUGGCAAGUAAAUCAACUCCAGAGUGGAGGGGACAGUUUAUUCAGUAUGUAGAUCUUGGAAAACUGCCUUUGUGGAUCCGCACCAAGGACAUGAAUACAUAUAGAUGUUAUAGUACCAGUGCAACCGCACAGGCUUACUUUAAAUCAAAACUAAGGAACGCGAAUCGUGGCAUUGUGAUUGAAUUGGCUGACAAGAUUGAUCAGCGGUCACGGGAGCCAGCAUACCUCAUUAUAUUUCGAGAGAACACAGAAUUAAACUGUUUCCAAGUCGAUCUAACAAUGAAGCAUGAGUUUGACAGCCAGGUGUCCAAAAUGAAGCAAGAGAUUGGAAAAACAAGGCCGUCGGUAUCAAAGGAAGGUAGCAUUGAUAUAAUAAUACAACAAUCUCAGCAGAGGAAGAUUGGAACGAAAACAAAAGUAUACCGAAACGUCCAGAUUAAUGACAAACGGCUCCAAUUCAAUGAAACUUUGUCCAAGCUGAUUUUGGGUGGCCUCCGACUUCGGGGUAUUCCUAAUUCUACCACAGAAUUCCAAAAGUUGUACAAGGUAACAUUUGAUGCUGCCGAAUUUACGCACAGAGAUGAAUUAAGACGCAUAUCGAUGGGAUCUGGCGAAGAGGUUUCGUUCGAGUCAUUGCAGGAAACGGUGGAAGCCCUUUUAAAGCUCUUCACCAAAUCAUGA